Molecule: messenger RNA, 1879 nt
Organism: Balearica regulorum gibbericeps (East African grey crowned-crane)
Lineage: Eukaryota; Metazoa; Chordata; Aves; Gruiformes; Gruidae
Source: RefSeq, a predicted model, not a curated record
AUGGCUCAGUGGUAUCAGCUACAGCAACUCGAUUCCAAGUUUUUAGAGCAAGUUCACCAGCUAUACGAUGACAGCUUUCCAAUGGAAAUCAGGCAGUACCUUGCACAGUGGCUGGAAAACCAGGAUUGGGAACAUGCAGCCAACAACGUAUCUUUUGCUACGGUGUUAUUCCACGACCUGCUGUCACAGCUCGAUGAUCAAUUUAGUAGAUUCUUGAUAGAAAACAACUUUUUGCUGCAACACAACAUAAGGAAAAGCAAACGUAAUCUUCAGGAUAACUUCCAAGAAGACCCAAUACACAUGGCAAUGAUCAUCUACAACUGUCUGAAAGAAGAGAGGAAAAUUCUGAACAGUGCCCAGUUGUCAAAUCAGAUGGAAGUGGGCAGCAUACAGAACACUGUGAUUGGGAUGCUGGACAAACAGAAGGAGCUUGAUGCAAAAGUUAAGGCUGUAAAAAAUAGCGUUAUAGACGUGGAGCAAGACAUCAAGACAUUGGAAGAUAUGCAAGAUGAGUAUGACUUUAAAUGUAAAACCUUGCAGAACAGAGAGCAUGAGUCCAAUGGUGUGUCGCAGGAGGAAUAUAAGAAAGAGCAGAUGAAUCUCAAGAAGAUGUUUUUGUCACUUGACCUCAAGAGAAAGGAAGUGGUGAACAAGAUAGUACAGCUGCUGAACACCACGGAGCACACACAGAGUGCUCUUAUUAAUGACGAGCUGGUGGAGUGGAAACACAGGCAACAGACUGCAUGUAUUGGUGGCCCGCCCAACGCCUGCCUUGACCAGCUACAGAACUGGUUCACCAUUGUUGCUGAAAGUCUACAGCAAGUUCGUCAGCAGCUCAAAAAGCUUGAGGAACUGGAGCAGAAGUUUACCUAUGACCCUGAUCCCAUCACAAAAAACAAACAAGUUCUGCAGGACCGAACAUACAGUCUUUUCAAACAGCUCAUCCAGAGCUCCUUUGUGGUAGAGAGGCAGCCCUGCAUGCCAACACAUCCUCAGAGGCCAUUAGUUCUGAAGACAGGCGUACAGUUUACUGUAAAGCUGAGAUUGCUGGUGAAAUUGCAGGAAUUGAACUACAACUUGAAAGUCAAAGUUUUAUUUGAUAAAGAUGUAAGUGAGAAGAACUCAGUCAAAGGGUUCAGGAAAUUUAAUAUUUUGGGAACAAACACAAAAGUAAUGAACAUGGAAGAAUCUACUAAUGGAAGUCUAGCAGCAGAAUUCAGGCACUUGCAACUGAAAGAACAGAAGAACGCGGGGAGCAGAACAAAUGAGGGUCCUCUCAUUGUAACAGAGGAGCUUCACUCUUUGAGUUUUGAGACGCAGCUGUGCCAGCCUGGCUUGGUAAUAGACCUUGAGACCACAUCCCUUCCCAUUGUUGUGAUCUCAAAUGUGAGCCAGCUUCCAAGUGGAUGGGCUUCUAUCUUGUGGUUCAACAUGCUGUCUACUGAUCCCAAGAACUUGUCCUUCUUUCUGAAUCCACCUUUUGCAAAGUGGUCUAAACUUUCUGAAGUUCUGAGUUGGCAGUUUUCUUCUGUAACAAAGAGGGGACUUAAUGCGGAUCAGCUGAGCAUGCUGGGAGAGAAGCUACUUGGGUCAGCAUGUGGAGGAUCUCACGAUGGCCUUAUUCCUUGGACAAGAUUCUGCAAGGAAAAUAUAAAUGAUAAAAAUUUCCCCUUUUGGCUGUGGAUUGAGGGAAUCCUGGAGCUUAUUAAGAAACACCUCCUGUGUCUCUGGAAUGAUGGCUGCAUCAUGGGUUUCAUCAGUAAGGAGAAAGAACGUGCUUUAUUGAAAGACCAGAGUCCAGGAACAUUUUUACUAAGAUUCAGUGAAAGCAGCAGAGAAGGAGCAAUCACAUUUACUUGGGUAGAAGGAUCUCAAAAUG